CCAGGAUGCUGGCUGGGAGUUCUAGGAGUUAGUCUGCUUUCACCUUGCUCCCAUUCCCAGCCCUGUGUCAGUGUGCAGCCAGUGCCCGGCUAUCUUACAGACUCACAUGUCCAGCAAGGUAUUUAUUAGUGCGGAGACUGUUCACAAACCUGUCCAGAAACAACCUGUAUCCCGGAACAGCCAAGCCCGGGGCUCCCCGUGCAAACAGUAGGCGGACACUGCGCCCAGCCCUGCUCAGCACUGGGAUAGACAGGCCUGCACUGCACGGCUGGGACUCGCUAAGCUCACUCCCCAUGCUGGCCAGUCGGCGCACUGCACUGGGGAAGUAAAGGCAGAGGAAGUGGAGGAAAUAAGGAGAGGGGAGAGAUGGUGGGUACAGUGUGUGGGUACAAAAACAUCAAGCAUCAGCACAGCGUAGUGAAGGACGGGGGCCUGACAUGAUUAAAGAGGGUGAGUUCGGGAACACUAUGACCAGGUAGGUAUGGACAGGCUCUGUACUAAAUACAUCUAUCUAUCUAUCUAUCCAGCCACCAUUGACACUUAAUUGGAGUGUAUUCACUAAGCUGUGAGCUGGAAACAACAUUCGGUCAAAAUAGCCAAACUUGGGGAAAAUAAUUAAAGGGGAACUAUCACCUCUCCGGAAUUCCUUUCCCAUGUGAUACUCAGUUUUCUUUCAAAAUAAUGUUUAGCAAAUGUUGUCAACUUGCCAUAAUUCAGUUCAUGCCAGGACCAGCCAGGGCACACAUUGUAAAUGUGGAGGAGUAAUUUAAACAAUUGGGAGGUGUAUCAAACUGAUGGGGAACGAAAAUGUAUUUUAUUUUUGUUCUGUAAUGCGUUUGUUUGGAUUUAUAUAAAAUGGGCUAAAAAGGACAUCUUUUACCGUAUAAAAUUAAUCCCUUGUUUUGCACCAUUUAUUCCACCAUGGGGAUUAUUAUUAUUAUUAUUAUUAUUCCAGGUUACUUCUGCAUUUGCUCACAGUGCUUACUAGAGUCUAUUUGUAUGGGAAACCUACUACUGUGAGGUGAGUUUAUUAGUAUUUGCUAUCAGUGCAAAACAUAUGAGUUUCAAUUUCUAAUGAGUGCAUUUUGUAUGGAGAAGUAGUCUGUUCUGAAUGAAACUUUUACAUGAACUUUUCCACAGUUACAUGGUUAAUCAAUAAAGUAAGAAUUCAAAGUCAAAGUAGCCAAAAUGGGGAAAGUGUAAACGGACACUAUAGUGCUAGGAAUACAAAGUUGAAUUCCUAGCACUAUAGCUCACUUGCCUUGUCCCCCGUACUGUAACGGUUAAUAAACCCUUACUGUACUUACCAGAGUACAGUGCCGAUGUCCCUAGUAACGGCAGGGCUCCAAUGCCCAUGUGCAUUAAAAGACCAGUAUAGGCACCCAGACCACUUCAGCUUAAUGAAGUGGUCUGGGUGCCAGGUCCAGCUAGGAUUAACCCUUUUUUCUAUAAAUAUUGCAGUUUCAGAGAAUGCUUUCCUAUGAGACUGGCUGAAUGAGUGCGCAGCUCUUGCCGCGCAUGCGCAUUCAGCCGAGGAGGAGAGCUCCCGCCCGGCGCUGGAGAAAGAGGCAAGUUUAACCCCUUCCUCACCCUAGAGCCCGGCGGGAGGGGGACCCCGAGGGUGGGGGCACCCUCAGGGCACUAUAGUGCCAGGAAAACGAGUAUGUUUUCCUGGCACUAUAGUGGUCCUUUAAACCCUCACCAUAGGAAAGAAUUGCUGCCCAGACCACUCCAAUGACAUGAAAUGAUCUUGGGGUCUAUAGUGUCCCUUUACGUUAGCUAUACUUUCAGUUUGACAUUCACAGUUAAUUCUCACUUUAGUAAAUAACUAAGUGGUCAAACCCUUUCCCCUCUCCUCCCGUGGCGCAGAAGGGGUUAAAAACCCCUCAGUGUCCCUUGACGCUGAUUAGUUUUCCCCCCUUAUGAAAACCUGUAUAAUGCUUUCCUAUGGGGUUUUACAUGAUGCUGGUAGUCUUCAAUUUGUGAAUUCAAAAGGAGCUUUAAUUUUGGAUUAGAUUGCUCUAUUUAAAGAGGUAAUGUAAGGUUGCCAGUUGAGAAAAAAACUUUUUCUCUACCCAUCCAACUACUCAUCGAGAGAUACCUUUAAUCAAUGUAUCCAAGUGGGACCGGAUUAGAGAAUAAAGUACGCUAAUUGAGAAGGAAGAAUCGGCGGGUUGAGUAAGUAAAUAAUAGAUUUAAUGGUUCCAGUCUGUGGGGCUUAAGUGUGGAAAGAAGUAAUCAGGCUGCUGGUAUGCAAGGAACGUCAGGAAAUUUGUGUUUGACUUGUUGAAAAGAGAGGAUUGAUCUACUAUUGUCAUUCAGAAAAUCGUGUAUUCUAUCCACCCAGGAACAAUAUGUAUAUUGAGCUUCCCCGUCUUGAAAAUUUAGAUUGAGCAAGAAGGGGAUAAAUCUGGUGUAUUGCCGCUGCAGUCCUAGUAAUUGUCUCACCAAUUUCUGCGCCUUGUGAGUAGAUACUAGCAAAGGAUUUUCACGUGCCUCCCAUAGAAAGGGGGCAAAGGGAGAGUGUAGCAAUUGGGACAGUGCUGUAUUAGGACAACGUUGUAUUUCUAUAGGCACUCCAGAUUUAUUCUUUCCUGUGGUCACCUCCAAAGGGGCAUCUGAAGCUGGAGGGCAUCUUCAGAGACCCCUUUGGAGGUGAACACAGGAAAAUAUAAAUUUGAGGAGGUUUUGGAUAACAAUGUCACUUUUAAUAAUAAUUUUCAUUUGAUAUAGAGUAGAUAUAUGACAUGCAUGUAUCAUUUUAAUCAGUGGCGGAACUAAUGUAGAGAGGAUCCAGGUGCAAGAACUUUUUGGGGGGGGAUCCCCCUCUAGUGCAAGGGUGGCCAAUUGUACAAUUCCAAUGAUGCUAUACCAGCUAGAGAUCUACCAUUUGCCCAUUCUUGCAGGGUUGUAUUUGUGAGCAGGGUUAGUGCGUUUAAAGUAACACUAUAGUCACCUAAACAACUUUAGCUUAAUUAAGCCGUUUUAGUGUGUAGGUCAGAGUGUGUGUGUACAGUGAAUGCAGUGAGUGGUGGGGGGAUGGUCAACUAAAUAGUUAAAGGGACACUGUAGUCACCUAAACAACUUAAGUUUAAUGAAGCAGUUUUAGUGUAUAGAUCAUGCUUCUCAGGUUUUACUGCUCAACUCACUUCCAUUUUGGAGUUAAAUCACUUUGUUUCUGUUUAUGCAUUCCUUGUCACAACUCCCUUGACUCUGAUUGACACAGCCUGCAUGAAGAAAAAAACAACAACAAAAAACUGGUUUAAACAAUUGUAUCUCUUUCUCUGUAAAUUUAACUUUAAUUACAUCUAGCAGGCUAUUAACAUAGAGGAUAAGAAAAUCUAAAUUAAAGAGAACUUGCAAUAAAGGAAGGAUAAACUUUAGAUGACUCUUUACAUGAAGUGUUUAGGAAGGCUGUGCAGUCACAUGCAGGGAGGUGUGACUAUGGUUCAUAAACAAAGUGAUUUAACUCUUAAAUGGCAGAUAACUGAGCAUUCCUACUGCAGAUGCAUGAUCUAUACACCAAAACUGCUUCAUUAAGCUAAAGUUGUUUUGGUGACUUUAGUGUCCCUUUAAACACUAUAGUGUCAGGAAUAUAUUUUUAUAUUCCUGGCACUAUAGUGUUCCUUUAAGGGGUUAAGCAGACAAGAGUUCAGUCAACAAAUGGGUUAAUAUUAUAAAUUCAGUAAAUUGAUUGGUACAUUAAUUGUAAUAUAUAUAUAUACUCAAGGGGACUGUUAAUAGUUUACCAAACAAACAUCAGAGGUGAAAACCUACUUCUUGCUUGAAAAUCUCUGCAGGUUCUGUGCUGCUUAAUAGCAAGUAUCCUUUUAUAAAUAACCGUGAUUUCCAGGUAACAAGCUAUAAUGUCCUAAAUUGUGCAAAGUUUAGGAUAAGCCUAAGCAAAGUAAUGGGAUGGUAUAUAUAUAUUUUUUUUUUCCCACAAAAUGUAACCACGUUAAUAAAAAAAAAAAAAAAAUACCUUACAGAGCAGCAGAAAUACAAUGACAAUUACAAUCCAUGUUAUUAAUAUGAGUAGUUUUUUCUGUACUGAGCUGAUAUUAUAACCUGAGGGAGAGCUAGAUGAUCACUAGUCUUGACCAGCAAAUAUAAUGGGUGCAGUGACCCAGUUGUUAGUUUUUAGUUAUAAUUUGUUUUUCACUAUAGGUCAUAAUAACCUUCUAUCAGAAAAGUGCACUUUCAAUGGUUUCUUCGUGACAGAUUACAAUUCACUUUGUUUAUAUGAUGUAAUGUCAAGCUAAGAACUAAAACCUGGAAUGGUACAGAACACUAACCGGUUUAUUCAUUAAACAGGAAAUUGUGAAGAAUUGCAAAUUAUAGGGCAAAAUAAUCAGAUUGGAAAAAUUCGACUAUCUUUACUGUUCAGCUUCUUUGGCCUAAAAUUUGUAAUUCCGUUAAGAAAAGUAGACAGGGUCUUGCAUGUUUGUUUUUAUUUAAAAUAGCAUUGAAAAUCUUGCUCCGUAUCAUUACGAAUAUUGGUGAUUUUGGGUUACAAUGUGAAGUGUAAGCAAUUCGGAGUAACUUGGCUACUGUUGUGUAGUUAUAUCAAGUAAAAACUAGAUCAGGCCGCGGGGUCUUAGAAAUACAGUGCUGAAUAGGGAUCUAUAAGCAACCAAUUCCCUCCAAAGGCAGAACGCUGUUCCACACAAUAUUAAGAAGCCAUUGACCAUAGGUACAGUUGUGAAUAUCUGUCAAAACCAACAGGGAUGGUGGAAGAGACUCACAGGCUACAGUGGGUAACUCUGAUUGGCAGAUAGGUAUGAAGCCGUAUCCCUGAGAUUAGGAUAGUAUCAGCGUGGGGACUUCACUGAUUUCCGUGUAUAAAUGUGCACCCUUCUCUUUGUGUGGCCUCCCUGUGUGCGUAGUAGGAACCACUGAUUCCAAAUUCACAGAAGGUGUAGUUGCCUGUUGUGCGAUGGGGUGCAAUCGGUGAAGUCUGCCAACACUUGGUCCAGGCUGAUCAGAGAAGCAUUUUGUAUCCGCCAUUUUGGAGGAGACGCCACUCUCCAACGGGACACACACACCGCUCUCUCAAGAUGCGUCCGAUCAGUUCGGCUGUUAGGCCCUGUCCCUGGUUAAUAUACUCUAGUCCCUAGUACAUUAAUGUACUUUAUUCAAUUUUUUAAAAAUUAUUCUAAGAAUAUAUUUUCUCUAUUUAUGCAGAAACGUUAUUGCUCCUCUUGUGAAGGCUUUAAAAGCAGACCAUGCCAUGCUCCAUGAAGUGGGAUAUACAAACCACACUUAUAUAAAUUAGAUGUGGGGAUUCCAGGAGCUAUAAUACGACACAAUAGUAAAAAUCAAUAUUAUUAUUAUUAUUUCUAUAUCGCCAUCACAUUCCAUAGCGCUGUACAUUGCAAUAGAUAAUAAAUGAGAUCCAACUCCAAUAUAUAUAUAUUGUGUGUGUUGAUGUAUUGUCCAAGAAAUGUCCACUUAAAAGAAUAAUUAACAAAAAGACAGUCCCACAAAUAAGAUAAGUCCAAAAUAAUAAAUCAGUCCUCAGAAUGUAGCAUGGGAUACGCUCACUAAGUUAUAUAUAUGGGAAUACACAGCUAUGGAGCCUCUAUGGCAAUAAUAUAAUUUACUGAAAAACAAUAAAUAUAAAAGCCAAAUAGUAAAAAAAUCACAUAAAAAUAAAAUAAAAAGUAAGGGUAAUGAGAAAGCGACACAGUACAAAAUCAACUGUGUGCUAAAAAUAAGAGAAUGAAUAUGAAAAAGAGGACUGCUUCUUAGAAAAAUCCAAACAUCUUUAAUGUAUUAGUAAUAAAAUAAAUCAUAAAAUAAUCCAUAGACAAAUCGUAUAAAUCAAUCCUUAAAAAAUAGCAUAGAGGUACCAACAAAAACUCAGGAUAUGGUGCACAUUGAUUGCUGCAAUGAAAUGGGAUGUAUAUUAUUAAUCUUAAAUUAAAGUUCUAUUGCAUGCUUUAGUUCAGUAUGAAUGUCUGGUUCGAACAAGAUGUAGUCCCUUAAAUGCCAAUGUCUAUCUCUGUCUAGACCGCAAAUCUUCAUUAAGUUUUAUUGGACCAAAGAAUGUUCUGACCAUGGAACAUUUUUAAUUACACAGUCUUUUAAAAACCAUAUCUUUUCUGACAUUAAAAUUAAAUCAGUCCGUGAGUAACUUUUGGGAAGGUGUGAAACAAAAGUGAAAUCAAGAGUUGAUGCUAAACUUUCUGUAGUCUGGGAAAAGAGCAAGAUUAUCUGUAAAUAACUCUUUGCUUACAACACAAAAAAGUGGUCUGGGAGUCCUUAACCAUAUACUUUAUUAUAUUGCGCCACACUAUGCAAAAAUGGUAAGAUGGAAAUCUCCUCAAGAGACAUACUAUAUCGAACUUACAAUGGAUUUCUGUGCAAAAAUCUUCUCAAAAUGUCACUGCCGAACACAAUCUUUAAUCAUAAGAUCUAGAGAAAAAGACUUCAUACUGACCACCACUCACGCAAACAAAAAUCAACUAGGUUCUGGAUUUAAUAAGAGCUUGGGAAUUUUCAACUUAUCGUGGAUUUAAAAAAAAAAAAAGAAAAUAUUGGGCAUUCAUAUCUCAUUGAUGCAGCCUUUUGUAGAUUUGUUUAAAUCGAAUUCAACAGGUAGAGAAUCCGUAUCAAAAACUACAUAUAUGUAGCGUUACUUAUCUGGUCUCUUGACAGCCCACACCACACAUUAGCCAAAUAUAUUAGCCAUUUGCACGGCCGGAAUUCUAGAAAAAAUAAUGCUUUUCGUAUCCAAAGUACUUUAAAAUGGCAAUGAGGGCAUCACGUCACUUUUGGUUCCAAUUGGUCCUCAUCAGUCUGGUGUUCAUGUACGUUUUGGGGACUCAGGCAUGACGUCCAAACAAAUAACACUUAAUCGUAUUUAAAUUCGUAAGCCUGCCAGGAAGCCACCAGUCAUGGAAGACUCCUAAGUACCGCUAUGGAACUUAUUUCGGCAUUAGGACUGCAUGGUACUUAGCCGCAAAUGUUGUGAAACUGUUUUCAGCUAGGUGACCCUGCGGUUCCCGGACAACUUGGUCCAGGGUUUUGAACCACUUUUCCAGCCAGGAGAGAGCUUUUUGGAGUGAAAGGCACCUGAGACUAAGGGGUACAAACUCUUCCUGCGAGCCAGGUGAAAGACCCCAUAUUUCAGAAGCGGGAGCUCCCGAAAGUUGACUGGCAAAAUCACCAAACACUCUAACUAUUUUGGGCUAGGAACACGUGUGCAGCUGGUCAGAACUUUUUCCUUACACUGCAUGGAUCUGAGGGAUAUUUGGACAACUUGGGCGCUCAGGUUAGGGCUGUUUGGGGAUGUAGGACAUGUGGUGUUAUUAUAUGUUUUUAUGAUGGUUUUAGGGUACUUUUGUUUUUGUGUUUUGGUCUCUGUACCUGGGAGAUAAUUAGUUUACUCAAUGAUUUCCCAGGCCCAGAGGUUCCUGGAUUGUAUUGUUUGAAGACCCCCUGCUGGGUUCUGUGCAUAAAAAGCUGAGUUUUACUCAUUAAACUAAGUUGUACUCCCAGAACUAUGUGUCAUCUAGUUACUGGGAGGGGAAAGGGCUAUUCACUGCUCAGCACCUUGUUACCUUGUUUCAGUUUGUGGAGGAUUAAGUGGGGAAAGUCCUUGUAAGGACUAUAGCCCUUGUGUCGUCCAGUCCCUGGGAGGGAAUAGAACUAGUCCCCUAUCCUGUUCCAGGAUGGACAGGUCCAGGAGGACCCCAGUCAAGCAACUGGGUCAGAAGCGCUGAGGCUUUCCCUGGUUCCAGCUAGGAAGUUAUCAUUGGCGGAUGUAACCAGCCAGGGUACAGGGAGCUCCGCUACAACGCCUGUAUACAAUCUCUGUAUUCACUUGUCAUGGAAAUUUUACAACCAAUGCACUGUACCUACUACUUAUAAAUUGUGAAUAAAGAAAUAUUUACAAAAAAAGUCUGGAUUUAAAAUAAAUAAAUAAAUAUGACACAACCAAGUCCCUCUACCUUUUUUAAUUUAAAGGAACACCAUAGGGUCAGGAACACAGACAUGUAUUCCUGACCCUAUAGUGUUAAAACCACCAUUUAGGUGGCUUGCCCCCCGUCUUACCCCCUUAGCCCCCUUAAAAGGUGAUAAAAUGGGGGCAUGGCUAGCGACCAAAUGGAAAGGGUGCAUGGAGUAAGAGCUCCCCCCCAAAAAAAAGCUACAAAAAUCAGCCUAGAAGUGCUCCAGCGAGCUGCAGACACCCUCAUGGCACCGUCCAAGCAGUUAAAGCUCAUGGACCCGAUCUGUUCAGCCAAAAAGGACCGGCUCCGUUCCAGCCAAGAUGGCGACGACAGCAUGGCCCCUACCCCUAUAUCAGAGGACCAGCCUGAUACAGAGACUCUUUCAAGCCGCUACACAGACACCCCGGUGAGUGAAAACUGCUUUACACGAUGCUGAAGAAUUAAGGGAAACAUUCCACACUGACUUCAAGCAAAUGACGGCGGAAUUUCGGCGGGAACUGUCAGUGAUUGGGGACAGGACGGACCGCCUGGAGGUACGCACUGAAGAGCUUUGCUCUGCACACAAUGACAUAGAGGCUAAAGUUCAAGCCCUCACUGAUGAACAAACAUAAUUAAAGCAGCAGACAUGGAAGAUUGUUCGCGAUGAAACAUCAGAUUCAGAGGCAGCCCUGACAACCUUUCUGUAUACUGUUAGCCAUAAUUUACCUAGUAUGUUUAAAGGGUCAGGUUACGAGGCCGCACCACGCAGAUUAAUCCGCCUCCCCCAGUUGGGUCUGCCUCCCAGGUACUAGGCGCGGUGGCUGACUCAACAGCACUAAAUACCCUUUAGAAAUAGGGAAUGUUGUAUAUACUUUGUUUGUUUCUUAUGUUUAUGUCUUCCAUGAUUUUGGGGUUCACUGUCUUAAUGUAUGCCCCCAAUUGAUAGCACCAACAAUCACUCUUCGAUAUCAUGGCCCACAAGGGAGGGGGGGAUGCUCCAGAUCGCCCACACGCAGCGGCAGGGUAGCCUCUGCACAUAUAGUACCCACGCAAAACCUCUGAGACGCAACCGAUAUAGCGCACAUCUAAAUAAACUACUUAAUGGGGCCACUUAACUCUAUGGUUAUUUUCUCCCUUAAUGUGAAAGGCCUUAAUGGUCCCCACAAACGGAGGCUGGCAGUCCAGGAAAUUCGCAAUUCUGAGGCGGCCAUAGCAUGUCUGCAAGAGACGCACCUUUGCAAACGCAAUCCCCCGAGAUUCACAGUACAGCACUACUUCCAAGCAUAUCAUGCAUAUUCCUGAACCAUAUCAAAAGGGGUCUCCAUAUACUUUCAUAAUGAUUGGGCAUUCACCCCAAGCAGGCAACAUGCUAGUCUGGAUGGCCGCUUGCUUAUUCUAGCAGGCACACUGAACGGUAUUGUGCUAACGAUUACUUACCUAUAUGCCCCUAACUAGGACCACAAAUCCUUCCUAACCUCUGCACUACUGAAGGUUGCAAAAUAUAAGCAGGGCCAUGUGAUUCUCUGUGGUAUUUUAACUGCAAAACAGAUCCCCACUUAGACAUACAACACACACGGAGCAAAAGGCCCAAGCGGGCAUUGCUGGCAUUGCGACAACAUUUAGCUCGACUGUUAUUUGAUCAUGACCUAUAUGACACAUGCAGGGAUGAAUUUACCACAAGGCAUGCCUUGUUUGCCUCAUGUUCUGGGGCUGUCCACCUUACUGUGAGUGAGUGAAUGUAGCUGUCAGUGUGUGUCUGUGAGUGUGGGUCAGUGUGUGUAUGUCUUUUUAUGUGUAUCUGAGAGUGUGUGCCUGUCAGUGAGUGGGUGUGUCAGUGUGUGUCUGUCAGUGAAAGUGUGUGUUGGUUAAACAGUGUGUGCCAAUGACUGUAUCUGUCAGUGAGUGUAUAUCAGUGCAUGUAUCAAUGAGGGCAUGUGUCUGUCAGUCAAAAAAAUGGCCUUUACAAGAAUUGGGGGGGCAAAUUUAGAUUUUGGGGGUGCCCGAAUUUAGUCCUGCCUAGGGCAGCACAAAUCCAAAAUACACCACUGGACACAUGGCGUUGCCUUUAUCCUGGAACUAGGGAUUACACAUAUUACUCCCCUGUGCAAGGUGAUCCCCUCCCUGGAGGAGAUCUCAAAGAGAUUAGAUAAUAUAUGUAUAUAUGAACAAAUGGCCCUUAGGAUAAAAGGGAAAGUGCAGCAGCAUGAGUUAUUAUAGCAUUGUUGGCUCACGCAUAGCGGGACACAGCUAACAGGAGUUCCAGGCCCGACUUAACAGACAUAGCACACUCGAUCCAAACUGAAAAGAGCAUAUACCCCUGACUGGACACCAAAACACGAAGCAGGAACCCCAGUUCACGCUUUUCCUCACCUUGUUUCCUUCUCCCCUUAUUCAAGUCCCUUAUCCCCAUGUUUAGGAUGUACACAGUUUCAUUUAGAUGCCACCACACAUGACAGAUAGAUGUGACAAUGUAAGAAAGCAGAUGGCCAAUUGUUUACUCACAUAGGUCAUUGCAUACAGGGAACAGGACUUUAUUAUAUUUAUUAGAUAUUUAUUAUAAAACCUCUCUUGGUUUUCCUCCUAUCUCUCCCAACGCUCAUUCAGUGUCUCCAUUUCCAAGAAUAUCUCCUCCCCUCAUCCUCUCUCAGUUGGGGUUCCCCAAGGCUCUGUCCUUGGUCCCCUUCUAUUUACUCUUUACACUGCCUCUCUUGGCAAACUUAUUGCCUCUUUUGGAUUCCACUACCACCUGUACGCUGAUGACACUAAGAUAUACCUCUCCUCCCCCUGACCUCCCCCCUGCCGUCCUGCAAUGUGUCACUGCUUGCCUUUCUUCCAUCUUUGACUGGACGUCCUCACGCUUUCUGAAACUCAAUCUCUCUAAAACUGAACUCCUUGUUUUUCCUCCUCCUAAUACUGAUCCUCCUCUCUUGCUCUCCCUUCAAGUCAGUGAUAUCCACAUAAGUCCAUCCUUGCAAGCACGCUGUCUUGGCAUCAUACUUGACUCUGGCCUCACAUCCAGUUUGUUGCCAAAUCCUGUAGGUUCCAACUUAAAAACAUAGCCCGCAUCCACCCCUUUCUUACACAAGAUGCUAUCAAGGAGCUUGUCCAUGCUCUAGUAAUUUCCCGCAUGGAUUACUGUAACCCUCUCCUGAUUGGUCUCCCAAAAAGCUGUAUUGCCCCGCUACAGUCUGUAAUGAAUGCUGCAGCUAGACUGAUUUUCCUCUCUAGUCGGUCCUCUCACACCUCACCCCUUCUUUCAGUCCUUACAUUGGCUCCAUGUAUCCUAUAGGAGUCAAUUCAAAGUGCUAACCCAUACAUUUAAAGCACUGAACAAUUCUAGCCCCUCUUAUAUCUCUUCACUGAUCCAUAGGUAUGCCCCUCCUCGUUCCCUCCGCUCUGACCUUGACCACCUCCUCACUGCUGCGCGCACCCGUACGGCCAACUCACGCUUGCAUGACUUCUCACAGGCGGCUCCCUUCUUAUGAAAUAGCCUGCCUAACACCAUCAGACUCUCCCCUAGUCUUCAAUCAUUUAAGAAGGGCCUUAAAACCCAUCUCUUUAGGAAAGCUUAUGGCGUCCCAGAGUAACCUCUACCUCACGUACCUGUAUCUUGCUCUCUCCUAUAGGGCAGUGCUUUACUCUCUCCUCCAGCUCUGCUUCACUCCCACCUUAUUUGAUUGCUAUUUCCUGUCCUAACUUGUCUUGUACCCCACCUCCUAUAGACUGUAAGCUCCUUUGAGCAGGGUCCUCUUCAACCUAUUGUUCCUGUAAGUUUUCUUGUUAUUGCCCUAUUUAUAGUUACAUCCCCCCUCUCAUAAUAUUGUAAAGCGCUAUGGAAUCUGUUGGCGCUAUAGAAAUGGCAAUAAUAAUAAUAAUAAUAUAUUAUCACUAAAAUCACCCAGACAACUUCCUCUCAAUGAAGUGGUUUGUGUGCUGUGGUCCUAUCAUUUUUAAACCUGCAAUGUAAAACAUGGCAGUUUUUUUAGAAAAGGCAAUGUUUUCACUGCAGGGUUAAAUCCAUGUCUAACUGCAAAUGUGUGCACAUACAUUACUUGUCAGUGUUAGGAUCAGUACAUCGCGAUGGGUACAGUUACUCUUUCAACCAGUUUGCAUUGUUAGUAAAUUAGAAAAGAGACUCAACAUUCAAAAACCAGGCAAUGUUAUUUCAUUUAUUUUCCUCCAGGACACAACAGGUCACUUUUCUGAAAAGUACUCUUGUCUCUGACCGUUUGUUCUGCAGGUUAAAAAUGAUCAAUUUUCACCAGUACUGUCUGACGAAAACAUACAUGCUGACGGCUGCCUGAGGCCUUGAUCACUGCCUUGCAUGUCCUGCUUUAGACUGGGUUGAGUAAUCAUUACAGUAAAGGCUCAGGUGUAUCACUAUUUUUCAGGAAGUGAGGAGCUGUCAGAAAGUGAUCCAGGUGAGAAUCAGGAAGGUAAUUGAAACUCAGAAGGAAGAGAGAGACAGUCAGAAGCAGACACCGGGAGAGAGACAAACAGGUACAUGAAGGGAGAGGUGUUUUCUUGGGGAUCUGAACUUGUCUCUGUGUGAUUAUAAUUGUGUCAGUGUUUGUCUUGUUUCUAUCUGUCCUGAAUGAUCCUGCCAGUGCACCUGCCAGCACAAUGGGCCCUCCUCUAAAGGUUCACGAGCUGAUCCGAGCAAUCCGGAGUGUUAAAACACAGAAUGAAGAGCGAGAGGUGAUCCAGAGAGAGUGCGCUGACAUCCGCUCUUCUUUCCGGGAUGAGGACACAUUGUAUCGUGGACGAAGUGUCGCCAAACUUCUCUACAUGCAUAUGCUUGGGUACCCUGCACACUUUGGACAGGUAUGUGAGGGAUAGACAUGACUUGUUCAUAGUCACUGUUGAAAAUCUGCAGUUUUAUUUUUCUUUGAUAUUUCAGUGACAGAAACUAAUGAAAUACUGCACUGCACUUGUGAGGGGGUGGGCAGGGCUGCUACACAGGUAUGAGGGAAGUGUUGGGCUGCUAAGCAGGUCUGAGGGGCAGGGCAGGGCAGCUGCUAAAUGUGUGAGGUAGAGCGCAGGACUGCUAUUUGUGAGUGACGGGGUUGCUGAGUUGUUUAGUUUAAGUAAGGAUGGGAGCUGGGCUGUGAAGUGUGUGUGUGAGAGGUAAUAUUGGACUACAAAGCAUGUCAGGGCAGUGAUGGGCUGCUUAGUAUGUGUUAAGGGGUGCUGUGCUGCUGGAUGUGAGUGGGGGUAGAUGGACACCUUUGGUCUAAUGUGUAAGCAAGAGAAAAGGGCACUUUCAGAUCUGAUUUGAAUGUGAGACAAGAGAGACAGCUACAUCUAGUUGUAUAUUAAAGCAAAUAGUGUGUCUGGUGGCUAGUAGUAAGGUUGCGUUACUGGCUAAUCCAGUGUUUUGAAUCUGUUUAUUUGUUGGGUCUUUGUUAUUGAAUGAUUUUGCAGAUUUACUUUAGUGUGUGUGUGUGUGUGUGUGUGUGUGUGUGUACACUGCUCUAUAUGUGCACAGAGUACUGAGUCACUCUGUGUUAUGAGGAGUAUGCUGAUUCACUUACUGCAAGAGGGGACCCUGUGUUUGGUUCUUAACCCCCUCACAACCAUGAGUUAGGCAGAUCCCUUGAUUUGUCUUUGUCUUUAUUUCCUGUUAUGAUGGAGUUAAAUGGAGGGUGGGGUAAGUCUCAUGCAUCUAUAUAAAGCCUGUAAUUAGAUAGGUGCCAUACAUGAGGAAAAGCUAAAUCUAGUAAGUGAGAAAUAUAGGUUCAUUUUGAGAGCAGGCUACACACACAGUUCCAUGGACCCAUGAAUGUUAGCUUCAAAUUAAAGGUAGUUUAGGCUAUCAUUAGUUACUUUGUUUAUUAGAAACAAAGAUAAGAACCAUUGGACCCAUCUAGUCUGUCCAAUUUUCUAAAUACUUUCAUUAGUUCCCAUUACUUUAAUUUGUUUUACCUUUUUUGCAUUUUUAAAUGAGCUAGAUAAGCCCAACCUGCAGAAUUUCACAUUUUGCCGCAAUAAUAUCUUGAUAGAUUUAGUGCAUGCAAUAGUUGGUAACAUAAAAAAACAAUGCAACUGAGCAACCAUGACUUCCUGGUUUGCUGAGUGCUCAAUGCAAAAUCCACAAACCCUGCAUGAUUUGCAAUACACACAAGCAAUUUAUUUAUUAUUGCCUAUAACUUGUAUUUUAUAUUGGGGUGUUGGUAUCUCCGGCCUGUUCAUAUACUUGUUAUAGGCUUUCUUACCCUAGGCAUUUUUUUUGUGAUCAUUACAUUAUCCAGAACCGCAUCUGCUGGAAAACUAUAUACAAUCCUUGAUGUAAAACAAGAAGCUUUUCUAUUGUUACAUUUAAAUUUAUAUUAUGUUUGCUAAUCUCUUCUCUUUUACAACCUGUAAAUUCUGAAAUCUUUAUUAAGAUAUACAGGUGAUACUCGAAAAAUUAGAAUAUCGUGCAAAAGUUCAUUUAUUUCAGUAAUGCAACGUAAAAGGGGAAACUAAUAUAUGAGAGAGACGCAUUACAUGCAAAGCAAGAUAGUUCAAGCAAUGAUUUGUCAUAAGUGCGAUGAUUAUGGCUUACAGCUCAUGAAAACCCCAAAUCCACAAUCUCAGUAAAUUAGAAUAUUACAUGCAAUCAAUAAAACAAGGAGUGUACAUAGAACAAUAUCGGACCUCUGAAAAGUAUAAGCAUGCAUAUGGACUCAGUACUUGGUUUGGGCCCCUUUUGCAGCAAUUACUGCCUCAAUGCGGCGUGGCAUGGAAGCUAUCAGCCUGUGGCACUGCUGAGGUGUUAUGGAAGACCAGGAUGCUUUAAUAGCGGCCUUCAGUUCUUCUGCAUUGUUCGGUCUCAUGUCUCUCAUCUUUCUCUUGGUAAUGCCCCAUAGAUUCUCUGUGGGGUUCAGGUCAGGCGAGUUUGCUGGUCAAUCAAGCACAGUAAUCCCAAGGUCAUUGAACCAGGCUUUGGUGCUUUUGGCAGUGUGGAAAAUGAAGUCAGCAUCCCCAUAAAGCUCGUCUGCGGAAGGAAGCAUGAAGUGCUCCAAAAUCUCCUGGUAGACGGCUGCGUUGACCCUGGACUUAAUGAAGCACAGUGGACCAACACCAACAGAUGACAUGGCUCCCCAAAUCAAUGCAGACUGUGAAAACUUCACACUGGACACUGAAGCAUCUUGCAGUGUAUGCCUCUCCAUUCUUUCUCCAGACUCAGGGUCCUUGGUUUCCAAAUGAGAUGCAAAAGUUAUUCUCAUCAGAAAAAAGGGCUUUGGACCACUGAGUAACAGACCAGGUCUGUUUUUCUUUAGCCCAGGUAAGAUGCUUCUGACGUUGUUUGUUGUUCAGGAGCGGCUUGAGAAGAGGAGUACGACAUCUGAAGCUCAUGUCCAUGAUCCGUCUGUGUGUGGUGGCUCUUGAUGCACUGACUCCAGCCUCAGUCCACCCCUUGUGAAAGUCCCCAACACUUUUGAAUGGCCUUUUCCUGACAAUCCUCUGACAAGGCUGCGGUCAUCCCUGCUGCUUGUGCACCUUUUUCUUCCACAAUUUUCCCUUCCACACAACUUUCUAUUAAUGUGCUUUGAUACAGCACUUUGGGAACAUCCAACUUCCUUCGCAAUUACCUUUUGAGGCUUUCACUCCUUAUGGAGGGUGUCAAUGAUGGUUUUCUGCACAACUGUCAGGUCAGCAGUCUUGCCCAUGAUUGUGAUUCCUACCGAACCAGACUGAGAGACCAUUUAAAGGCUCAGAAACCCUUUGCAGGUGUUAUGGAUUACUUAGCUGAUAAGAGUGGGACACUGUGAGCCUAGAAUAUUGCAACUUUUAACAAUAUUCUAAUUUACUGAGAUUGUGGAUAUGGGGUUUUCAUGAGCUGUAAGCCAUAAUCAUCGCACUUAUGACAAAUCACGGCUUGAACUAUCUUGCUUUGCAUGUAAUGCGUCUAUCUCAUAUAUUCGAUUCCCCUUUUACGUUGCAUUACUGAAAUAAAUGAACUUUUGCACAAUAUUCUAAUUUUUCGAGUAUCACCUGUAUAUUGCGUAAAUUGCAAUUCUACAGAAAUAAGCAAACCCAUAGAGGUAAGCUUUGAAAGCCCUAUCUGUGAGCUUGCAAUCUAAAGUGAGUCUACUCAAACACAUAGCAUAUAGAAGUGUGUAUGUAUGUAGAAAGCCAACAUCACAGGUAAAGAUAGAAGAAUUAAUUCAAUAGUAUUCUAUUAUAACUUUGUCUGAGAGUAUUGUGCGCAUCCAUAUUCUCAAUGUAUAAAUACAUUGAUAAUUAUAAGAUAAUCAUUAUAAUUACUUUUCAAUGAUCCAUCAAUUCCAGAUGGAAUGCUUGAAGCUGAUAGCUUCACCCAGAUAUACGGACAAACGCAUUGGAUACCUUGGAGCGAUGAUGUUAUUGGAUGAGAGGCAGGAUGCCCAUCUAUUGAUAACUAACAGUAUGAAAAGGUGAGGAAGAAGUUUAACUGUAAUUUAUCCUUCUUAUGCCUGACUUAUGACUCCUCUCUUCAAGGUUUACCACUUACCCACAACUUUAUUUCUUUCCCUCCAGAGAUCUAGAGCACAAUUCUCCCCUUAUUCAAGGCUUGGCUCUUUGCACUCUGGCCUGUCUGGGAUCCACUGAGAUGUGUCGUGACUUGGCUGGGGAGGUGGAACGGCUCCUGCGGACCUCAAGUAGCCACGUCAAGAAAAAGGCAAUGAAAAUAUGGGACAUAGGAAAGGGCAGGGUUGGGUAUAAUUUAUUGAAGGAGGAAUACAUCAAAACUUAGAAAACAAGCAGGUGGGAUACUGUGUCUGUUUAUAUAGAACUUGUCUGGACAAUUAUUGUGCAUUAUAUAUUUGAGUGGAUUUACUGCAAAUAUUGAAGGUAUUUACGUGUUUACUAUUUGCUCAUUGCUCAUUACAAGAAGUUUCCAGAUUUUCACUUUGGUUAUUUUUGGUUUGCUCUGAUGUGUACUACCUUUCCAGAUGUAAACUCACUCAACACUUUCCCGCAGGCUGUACUAUGUGCUGUUCACAUAGUUCGUAAAGUUCCAGAACUGGUAGAAAUGUUCAUUCCUGUGAGUGAGGAGCUACUGGGAGAAAAGAGACAUGGUGAGAGUGGUGGUUAUAAAGAAGGGUUGAAUUUGUUUUUGCGAGAGCAUAGUAGAGAAAAUAGACAAAGCGGGGCAGGGAUGGGAGUGUGCAAAAUUUUGCAACAAUGCCUUUUCAGAAAGGUAGGAAAGAUGAGAGGGAAGAUUGUAAGGUAAAAGGUAGAUAUAACCGGUAACAGGGAAGCUGUGCUUUCCACUGUUGACUAACUGUGAGGGAAUGGGGUUUAAUUUCAGGUGUGCUGUAUGGAGCUGUUCUCCUGGUCACAGAAAUAUGUCAGAGGCACCCAGAGGCCAGCAAACGCAUCCGUAAGGUAAAUGCUGAUUAAUACAUACAUUUUCUUAUAUUUAUAAUUGUAGUCAAUGGCACAGAACAGCGACUCCCAACCCAGUCUUUAAGACACACCAGGGGUCCAUGGAAAUAGAAUUGAACCCUGGGCUUUUGAUGUCCCUUGAGGUCAGAGUUGCAAAUCACCGGCAAAGAGAAUGAUUUUAUUUUGGGGAUAGAAGAAGGGUUACAUAGGCUGAAAAGUGACAUGCGUCUAUCAGGUGGAGCCUUUCUCGCAUCUGUUUUUACUUUUGAUCCAAAAGAAGACAAAAACCCCAGUUUCAAGUGCUUUCCUAUUUUGUAACUAAACUAAGAAAAAACAGUGUCAGUCAGCAAUGGAUCAAGAAGCUAUUACCCCACAAACUAAAAAUUAUAUCCCUGAGUAUUGUGGUUUUGCAGGUAUUCAUCCAGUUGCUGUUUAAGCAUCUGUACAGACUUUGAUAAAACCACCUCUACAGGCUGGAAAUACCACAUCCUUAUUGUCCUUACUGUAAAAAAACAAAAACCUUUCCUUUGCAUUAAACUAAAUCUCCUUUCUUCCAGGCUAAAUGUGACUUUGUGUCCUAUGUAUAGUCCUGUUUAUGAAUAGAUUUAUAAAAGGGUUGCAAAAAUGUCCAAAUGGUUCAGUGAUUUUGUGUUCCAUUGUCCACAUACAAUAUAUUUAUGUUGUGGUGAAAUUCACUUGGUAAAGAAAUGAACUGGCAUUUUGUGAGUGUGUUCAUAUACUAAACGAACACUCCAGGCACAUAAAGACAUGCUAAGUAUUUUUAGCUUAUCAAAGUGCUUUGUAUGUCUGGAGUCUGUCAUAUAUAUAUAUAUAUGACCGUUUAUAAAAAUGCCAAUUUAAAGAAUCACUAUAGGGUCAGAAACACAAACAUGUAUUCCUGACCCUAUAGUGUUAAAACCACAAUCUAGCCCCUCUGUGCCCCUCAUGCCUCCAUAAAUAUAGCAAAAUCUUACUGUAUUCAAGCCUGAAGCUGUAGCUCUGCAUGCUGUCUGCUGACAUCAGCAGAAGUGGAAGCCUGAUCCAAUCACAAUGCUUCCCAUAGGAUUGGCUGAGACUGACAAAGAGGCAGAUCAAGGGCAGAGCCAGCAUGAUGCAAACAUAGCCCUGGCCAAUCAGCAUCUCCUCAUAGAGAUGAAUUGAAUCAAUGAAUCUCUAUGAGGAAAGUUCAGUGUCUGCAUACAGAGGGAGGAGAUACUGAAUGUUUGGAUGCAUUUUAGGCAGCCAUGACCCAGGAAGGAUCUCUAACAGCCAUCUGAGGAGCGACCAGUGAAGUUAUCACUAGGCUGUAAUGUAAACACUGCAUUUUCUCUGAAAAGACAGUGUUUACAGCAAAAAGCCUGAAGGUAAUGAUUAUACUCACCAGAACAAAUUCAAUACGCUGUAGUUGUUCUGGUGACUAUAGUGUCCCUUUAAAUAGAAAUCAGUGCUUUUAUUAUUGGGGCGGCAAUAACACAUCCCUGGCUGUCUGAUUGACACUGCGCUAAUAGAAAAGCUGCUCAUUGGUAUGUGCCUUAGAAAGCGGGGAGGUCUUGCAAAGAUCACAGGUCUGUGUUGUUUUUAUACACCCCCAAAGAAAGUAUGCAGAAAAUGUAUGCAUAUUUUCUUUAAGGGUGUAUCUACUAUAAUCAAAAAUCAAUGGAGUGCUCAUUUAAGAGAUUAGUGUAAAAGUAUGGUGUAAGAACAUUUUACACAUAUUUGUAACUGCUGCGUUACCACACAGACAUCCUGUAUUUGUUUUUUGCUACUUGAUGAGCCUUAUGAUGAUUCUGUAUUCUAGCCAGUCAUAUUGUCCUUGUGGUAAUAUCUGUAUUGCUAGUUUCCAAACCGUAAAUUCCAGUUCUUGCAUCCCAGUUAGUGUACCGGUAAUGCUCACUGCCAGAUUUAUACAGGUUGUGUACACAUGCCCUAAAAGUGAGUGUGCUGCAUUGUAUGGAUCUCUGUAUUACUUCUUACCAUGAUAUGCAUUCUGUGUUAUAGUUCUGACUUUCUAGAAGGCAAUGGUACAUGGUGAUCUAUUUAAUAUACUCACACUCUCUCUCUGACCUGACAACCUACACAGAGCCAGGGCCGAACUGGCCUACCGGGAUACUGGAAAAAAUCCUGUUACUCCGCCUGCCUAGAGGCCGCUUUGUGCUGCAACUGCGAGUAAGACAGGAAAGAUUGUCUUUCCUGUCUUCUUCCCUCACGCAGGCCGCGGCCGAUCUCAUGCUCAUGCGACCUGUCGGGAUCGCAAGAGAGCAAAGUAUUUGUGCAUGCCAGAUAUGCGCAUAUAGCAUUUGACUGCACUACAGUGUGCAGAGAAUACCAGCCACUCCCCCUUCCCCUCUCAAUGCUUUCCUAUGUUUGAUGAUCUCAGCCAAAGUGAGCAGCAUACAUUCACCAUUUCAGUCUCAUUACCAAACUUUUCUUAAUAUGUCAAGGUAGUUGGACUGAAACAUUGAUGAUAUGCAAAUGUACGUCUGCUAAAACGAAAUUUGUUUUUUUGUUUACUUUGUAGCCCUACGAGUGCUUUAUUUCACGUUAAAGUAAUAGUUUUUAGUUUUCGAUUUUAAGUUAUUAUUUUCUGACCUAUUUCUGCACACUAUGCCUGUGUGACACGUUAUUGGGCUGGUAUAGAAUUUUGUUCCACGGCUGCUUUUCAUUCCUUGUCUGACCCUGCACUAAGCUCAAUGAAAGUCCUUAAAUAGAUAUAUCAAAAUGUCAAAACAUAGCGAACAUUUUAUUUAAGCAUAACAUAUAAGCCCACACAUGGUUGGUGCAAUGUGCAGAUUAGGUUAUAUUUAAUUAUGGUGUAGGGUGGGGGGGGGAGGGGUUUGGUGAAGGCUUUCUGAAGAAACUAUAGAGCCUGAGAAUUUGCAGCAAAAGCAGGAACUUUAAGUUUCUUUAUAUUCAAGAAAGCAAUAAUCAGAUACUUUCUUUUUGUGUAGAGAGUAACCUUAAUAUAGGUAUUUUGUGUUCAGCUCUAGGAAAAGGUUACCCCUAUAAUAAAAAAUACCUACACAUAUUCAUCACCAUUUAUGUCCUUGUAGGUUUGUUGGGAAUCCAUAUUCUCUGUAAAUGUGUGCAUCAGCCCUGAGUUUUCCUUAUUUUACAAUAUUUAUUACCUGCGUUAAAUCAAGGUCUCCUCUGUCCUCUUAUAUACCCACACAAAAGGAUUUUUAUUAGCAAUUCACUUAUCCUUCAUUAUAUGUUUGUGUAUUUUGACACUUUGUGCCCUACUUUAUAUUGGAUUCAAUGUUCAUCUGAAUCAUUUCUUUAAAUGAUGAUGAUAAUAAUAACUUAUAUAGAGAUUUUUAUAUAGAGAUUGGACUUAAAGUGCUUUAGACAAUAUGCAAUCACGUAUUUAGAAGUUACAGAUUAUAUUCCCGAACGGUUAACAAAACAAUUUAUUAGUGAUUUAUUUCAAAACAAUUUAUCAGUGAUUGCAGAAGGUCUUGAUGGUAAGGUAUGUCUUUUUGCUGAUGAUACUAAGAUAUGUAAAAGGGUUGAUGUUCCAGAAGGGAUAAGCCAAAUAGCAAAUGAUUUAGGUAAACUCGAAAAAUUUAAUGUGGGUAAGUGCAAGAUAAUGCAUCUUGGACGUAAAAACCCAAGGGCAGAGUACAGAAUAUUUGAUAGAGUCCUAACUUCAACAUCUGAGGAAAGGGAUUUGGGGACAAUUAUUUCUGAUGACUUAAAGGUAGGCAGACAAUGUAAUAGAGCAGCAGGAAAUGCUAUCAGAAUGCUUGGUUGUAUAGAGAGAGGUAUUAGCAGUAGAAAGAGGGAAGUGCUCAUGCCAUUGUACAGAACACUGGUGAGACCUCACUUGGAGUAUUGUACACAGUACUGGAGACCGUAUCUCCAGAAGGAUAUUUGAUACUUUGGCGAGCAUUCAGAGAAAGUAAGGAGAAAAUAAAUUUUACACAUAUUUGGAACUGCUGCGUUACCACACAGACAUCCUAUAUUUUUUUGCUACUUGAUUUGCUACUGAACUGGUUCAUGGAUUACAGGAUAAAACUUACCAGGAAAGGUUAAAGAAACGUAACAUGACGAGACAGGGGGAUAUGAUAGAAACAAUUAAAUACAUAAAGGGAAUCAACACGGUCAAGGAGGAGACUAUAUCUAAGAAGAAAAAACACCACAACAAGAGGACAUAGUCUUAAAUUAGUGGGGCAAAGGUUUAAAAAUAAUAUCAGGAAGUAUUACUUUACUGAGAGAGUUGUGGACGCAUGGAAUUCCAUGCUGAAGUGGUAGAGGUAAGGCUAUCCUAACUAUAAGAUAAGGCAAGGGACUAAUGAAAGUAUUUAGAAAAUUGUGCAGACUAGAUUGGCCAAAUGGCUCUUAUCUGCCGUCACAUUCUAUGUUUAAAUGUGCAAACAAAAUAGGCGCUUAAUAGUACAAUGUAAAUACGUUAUGUGAUCAGCAGCUUAAUACACACUAUGGGUACUAUCCAAAAAUCCACAAAACAAAUACAAUAUACAAAUAUAGAACUCGGUGUUUAGGUGAAAUACCACCUUUAAACACACAAUUAGUGAGUGAAGCACUCAGAGGUAAAAUUAUUUACCCCUUUAAAUCGCGGUGUCAUUACACCAUAUUUGGGGAAAAAAAGAAAAUAAAGUAAAAAUAUGCUGUGAUAUUGUAAUAAUACAAAAGGUGAUGAUGCAGUAACUGGUAAUACACUCAUGUUUUAAAGAGCCUUUUUAAGAGGCUAGGCUCUAAACGUGUGGGCCUCUGUGCCUUUAUAGCGGCAACAAAACUUUCUUCAUUGCAGAAUGUUAACCACAGUAGAUGUAUAUAACAAAUGGAGAUAUAAGGGAAGCAGGGCAGUUGCAUGGGGGCCCCACCGCGCUGCCCAGCGUGCCCAGGCCAACAGAGGAGAUAAUUUGAUCUCCCCUGCCAGCCCUCUUUUAUGGCCAUGGGCUCUCUCAGGCUGUUGAGAGAUUGGAGAUCUCCCUCACCGGCCCAAGAGCCCUUCGAUCGGGGAGAGAGGGCAGGAGGACCCGGAGGCAGGUGGAGGGAUCUGUGAAGCAUAUUGCGCCUCCCGCGAGCAGGCCGUGUGGAGCGUAGGCGUGCGUUACCAUGGCAAUGCUCCACACCGCAUUCUGUGCGCUGGAAGACAGAAGAGUCUGCAGGGUACAUAGAACUUACCACCACCGGACCACCAGGGCUGGCUGUGUCCCCCCCCCUCCUUCACCAAAGGUUAGAAAAAGGUAGGGGGGCAUGAAGAUUUUAUUAAUGUAUAGGAUUAUUUAAAAAAAAAUAAUUGCUGCCUGCACCCCUCAAACUCUGCAACCCACACAUACACAGCACUCCUCACACACACACAGCACCCCCUCGCACACAUAGUACCACAGCACACACACACAGCACUCCUCACACAGACACAGCACUCCUCUCACACACAGCACCCCCCCACGCACACAGCAUCACUCACACACACUCAGCACCCGAACACACAAACACAUACAGUGCACCCCUGAUUGCAGUAUGUGUGUGUGUAUUCAGCAGACUGUGUGUAUUCAGCAGUCUGUGUGUUUGUGUGUAUGUAUUCAGUGGACUGUGUGUAUGUAUUCAGCAGCCUGUGUGUAUGUAUUCAGCAGUCUGUGUGUACUCAUUAUUAUUCUGUGUGUGUGUGUGUAUUCAGCAGUCUGUGUGUUUGUGUGUAUGUAUUCAGUGGACUGUGUGUAUGUAUUCAGCAGCCUGUGUGUAUGUAUUCAGCAGUCUGUGUGUACUCAUUAUUAUUCUGUGUGUGUGUGUGUGUGUAUUCAGCAGUCUGUUUGUUUGUGUGUAUGUAUUCAGUGGACUGUCUGUCUGUAUUUAGCAGCUUGUGUGUAUGUAUUCAGCAGUCUGUGUGUACUCAUUAUUCUCUGUGUGUAUGUAUAUUCAGCAGUCUGUGUGUGUACGUAUUCAGUAGUCUGUGUGUAUGUUUGUGUGUGUAUUCAGCGGACUGUGACUGUAAACAGCGGACUGUGUGUAUGUAUUCAGCAGUCUGUGUGUGUGUACUCAGCAGUCUGUGUGUGUGUGUACUCAGCAGUCUAUGUGUGUGUACUCAGCAGUCUGUCUGUGUGUGUGUACUCAGCCGUCUGUCUGUGUGUGUACUCAGCUGUCUGUGUGUGUGUGUACUCAGCCGUCUGUCUGUCUGUGUGUGUACUCAGCCGUCUGUCUGUGUGUGUAAUCAGCAGUCUGUGUAUUUAACUGUCGGUGUGUAUGUGUUCAGCAGUCGGUGUGUAUGUAUUCAGCAGUCUGUGUGUAUGUAUUGUAUGUAUGUAUUGCAUUUGUUAGAGAUACUAAUAAAUAUAAGCUUAAUUUUAUCUAUAAUUUAAUUUUUUAUUCCUGUGAGUUGUGUGUAGGCAGGCAUUUUAACUGGGUUAUGGUUGAGAAGCUAUUAAGACAAGCUGGAUUGCAUAGUUUUUGAACUGUGGAAUAAAGCUGGCCUGAUCUAUUUUUUUUUUUUUUUUGCGUUUUGUGAUUUCUUGAGAGGAAUUUUUUGUGUAAUUAUUUUUUGGUAAGCAUAUGCGUGUUUUGACAACUUAAGCUUAUUCUCCAGUGAUCAGAUGUCUGCUCUUUAUAGGAGUAAUCAGAGUGUGGAAUCCGUUGUCUAAGUAUGGCUUUAGCAUUGCUUGGUUAAGUCGUUUGCUAAGAUUCCGUAUCAGUCUUCUACAGUCCUUUUUUGAUGAUUAAUGGAUUUUCAACCCAUUGCCUUAGAUCUGCCCAUAUAUUUUAAUCAUCUUGUGCUGGACUGUUUGGAGAUGUUCAAAAUAAAGGUAUCUACAGGCAAAUACAGGAUGGUUAGUCAUUGAGUUAUAUGAUUUUCUGAGCGAUAUGCCACCUCACCUAUUUCUGGGAAUGAUUGAAUUAGUAAGAUAUAGUCCUUUAAAAGUAGACCAGCUGCAAUAGAUUAAUCUCUCUGUAAGCUGUGUCUUCAAUAAUUAUUUCUAUUAUUUUUAAAUAAAUUACCAACACAUUUAAUAGAGCUAUGAAAUGUGUUCACAAAGCAUGCUGGUGAUGGUAAAUCUGCUGAGCAGGGGCAAUAAUGGCUGAUGGGGGUUUUGGCUACGGGACCUUAUAGUGAUUUUCUUAACUGUAUUUGACAAAUUUUACACAUGGUUUUUGCUUCAAUAAACAAUCUCAGUGAUCCAUUUUUUUAGUUGUGAUAGGUAACAAAAUAUGUUGACCUUUCCCUGUGUUUUAAUAGGUGUUCGUUGAAGUUAGGAAGCAGGGCUUGUACAGCAAACAAUUUUCAAGCUGCUUAUUUCCUGGGGCCUCAUAAAUGUCAUAUGUUCCUUUUAUUGAGGGCAUAAUCUAGAGCAGACACAGGGGUUAAGAACCACUUCCCUACCAUAUAGAAGAUGUGGGUAAUAAUUUAUAGAAAAGUACAGUAUCCAUAAUAGAAAUGUAACUAUCUCUACACAAUAUUCAAAAUCAAUUUAUAAUUGGUAGCUGUAAAAUUAAGAAAAUUGUUGGUAGGAGGAAUUGUUAUUGUGUGAGAUGAAACUCAAGUGAUAGAUACAUUACUUGGGAAUUUAAUGAGUUUUCCUGAUAGUUUUUAAAACACUGGAGGUUAUAAAAAAGAAAGUCUGAUGUGUAGAAGUAAGGCAUUCCAUAAGAAUGGAGCAGGCCAGGAAUUGGGAACAGACGUGUUGUUGGCAUAUGUUGUAGGGUUGAGUAGAGGCUGAGAUUGCUUGUAUGUACUAAUUGGAGAUGUUGAGGUGUAAUUUGCAUUAUUCUUGCGGAGUGCUUUGUAGGAGGGAACACAAAUUUUAAUUAAGCCCCAAAUAGAGGACAUUUGUGUAAGGAGAGGUGUGGCGUGUAAGAAAACCAUAGCCUGGUGGAAGACCUGGGUGUAAUCUUAGCACAUAUGUAAUGCAUGAACAGUGGAAUAAUGUAGAAGAUAAUCAAUGCUUGUAGAAUUAUUCUAGAAUUAAUAGAAAUUGAGGUUGGAAUCUAUCACUGCUUACAGAAUAACCUUGUAUAGGCAGGUGUCUAUCAGUCUAGUUGUUGGAUAAUGCAGUGAAAUUUUAAUUUGCUACUGUUAUCCUGCAUUCAGGAUACUAUCUAGAUGUGGUUACCUUUUUCCCCCAAUUAACAAUGUUAGCAGCUGCAUGCUUUCCCAUGUCUUGAAACACGAUCCUGUAUGUUGUUACUGGGCAACACUUUCACUGCACCAUUUACACACUGUUUAUUUUCUGUAUAAUGUAAUUACAAACAUCAUUACAGCUGAUUAUAUACCAAUAAUUACAAGAAUUACAGCAGAACAUGCCUUCGUUGUGGCAUGGGUUGGGAUGUUAUUUAUAGAAAAAGGUUUUACCAAGUGCCGACACACCUUUUUCUAGAAGUUAAAUCUUUAUAACCUUGUAAUGCAGACCGUAAAGAAGAGUUCUUUAACGGUGUUACAUUGGGAACUUAUAGAGAUGGAUGUACAGCUUUCCGGUGAAAAAAUUGAAAAUAACUUUAACUAGAAACGAAGAGAGAGAAUAUGCAGCAGUUCUAAUGUAGAUGUGAUGAGGACGUACCAGCGAUGUAACAAUGCUCCGGGGGAAGGAUAGGGUACUUCUACAAAGCUUAACAAUAGAUCACAUGACAUAAUCACACAAUAGAUGUGUAAAAACUCAAUAGUGUUAAAAAACAUAUGUGACCUCCUGAAAGACAUCUUAAAUGUGUUUUAAAAGUAAAUAAGAACUGUGUCCUUGUGUUCUAAUAAGAUAAUCUUAACGGUGUGAUGAAAUCUAUGAUCAAUAUACAGUUCUGGUAAAAAAAAAAGUACACAUCUGAAUUCAAUGGUUUUUACAUAUCAGGACAUAUAAUAGCAAUCAUUUGUUCCUUAGGAAUUGGGUAAAUACGUCAGAUGAACAACAACACAUUAGUUAUUACACCGUGUCAUGAUUUAUUUAAACAAAAAGAAAGCCAAAAUGGAGAAACCAUCUGUGAAAAACUAAGUACACCCGUACUUGCGUAGGAAUUAAAAGGCUAAGUAGCAGACAGGUGCUGCAAAUCAAAUGUCCUUGAUUAAUUGAACAUCAGGAAGUGUGACCACCUCUAUAAAAGCUAAAGUUUUAGCAGUUUGUUGGUCUGGAGCAUUCAUGGGUGUGUUAACACAAUGCCAAGGAGGAAAAACAUAUAACCUUAUACCCGUCCCAGUUUGAUGGCCAUUUCCAAACAAUAAAGUCCAUCAUCCUACAGUGAGAAAGAUUAUUCAAAAAUUGGAAAAUAUUCAAGACCGUUGCCAAUCCUCCCAGGAGUGGACGUCACAGCAAAAUUAUCCCAAGGUCAGACCGUGCAAUGCUCAGGGAAAUUGCAAAAAACCCAAGAGUUAUCUCAGACUCCGCAGGUCUCAGUUAGCAUGUUAAACUUCAUGAUAGUACAAUUAGAAAAACAGUGAACAAGUGUGGUUUGUGUGGAUGGGUUGCCAAGAGAAAGCAUCUUGUCUCUAAAAAGAACAUGGUAACACUGCUUAGGUUUGCUAAGUUGCAUCUGAACAAACCACACAACUUCUGGAACAAGGUCCUUUGGACAGACGAGACCAAAGUGGAGAUGUUUGGCCAUAACGCACAUCACCACAUUUUGCUAAAACUAAACCCCCGCACAGCACAUAUACCUCGCUUAUUUUGUAGCCACAGGACCUGGGAAUCUUGCAGUCAUUGAGUCAACCUAAAACUCCUCUGCAUACCAAAGUAUUCUAGAGUCAAAUGUUAUCCCUCUGUCCGACAGCUAAAUUGACUAAUAUUGCUGCUAAAUGUGGUUUUACAAGCUAUUGAAUCAUAAGGUGUACUUAGUUUUUCACACAUGGCUUCUCCAUGUUGGCUUUAUUUUUGUUGAAUAAAUCACGACACGGUGUGAUAUUUCAUGUGUUGUUGUUCAUCUAAGGUUGUAUUUACCUAAUUUUAAGACCUGCUAAGGAACAGAUGAUUAUGUCCUUAUAUGUAAAACCAUAGAAUCCAAAGAAGGUCCUUUCAUUUUCCUAUGUCUGUUUAUUCUAUCUUGUAUAGGAAUGAUUUGAGUCUGCUUAAUGUUAAUUUAUUAAAAUGUUAUUGUCCCUGCAAUAGCACAUAUCCAUAUAUGUAUUAAGAGGGACCAGUUAUGAUAUACCAUGAAGUAUCUGACAUUGUCUUUUGUGCCAUAUUUACCUCAUAUAUAAUGCAUUUUUUUACACAUCUAAAGCCAUAUUGCAAAAUAAAUUAAAGAAUGAGUAUGUAUAUCACAUAUUACACGGAAACGAGCAUUAAAUAACGUUUGGGGAGAAGAGUUUUGCUGAUUAAAAUGUGUUAUGGCAUGUUUCUGUAGAAGCACGGUUGACAGGUAGUGAUGUCCCGAACGGUUCUCCGCGGACUCAUCAUUAAGUAAACUUUGACCCUGUACGUCACAGUCAGCAGACACAUUCCAGCCAAUCAGCAGCAGACUCUCCCUCCCAGACCUUCCCACCUCCUGGACAGCUCACUAAGAAUGCAGCUUCCCAAUGAAUGUAAAAUGGAUGCUGUCCAGGAGGUGGGAGGGUCUGUGAAGGAGGGUCUGCUGCUGAUUGGCUGGAAUGUGUCUGCUGACUGUGAGGUACAGGGUCAAAGUUUACUAAAUGAUGAGUCCGCGGCGAACCGUUCGCGAACCGUUCGGGACAUCACUAUUGACAGGGUUAUAAGUUAGAAGGACAUAUUCAAGGAUAUUUCACUUAAAGUUGCUACUGCUCAGAUUUUGUAAAAACAAACCUAUGUUAAUUGUGUUUAUAUAUUGUGUUCUCCCUGCAGCUCUUCCCCCUUCUUCUACAAAAGCUAAGGCAGAUCAUGUCUGAAUAUUCUCCUGAACAUGCAGUUUCUGGUGUUACUGACCCCUUCCUCCAGGUAACCAAUCCAUGUCCUUGUAAGUCUAGGCAGUAGCUGUCCCUUGUCCUCACAAUGUUCUUAUUUGACUUAAAAUAGUUACUUUUACCUUUUUCUUUCCUCGUCAUUGCACAAGUUUUAUAAAGCCCAAUAAAAAUGUCAAAACGUGUUAUACAGGCUUGAAGUACAGCUGCGGAUAGAUACUUACAUUUAUAUAACUAGGUCUAAUAAAGUACAGGAAGGAUUUGACAUAUAUAUUUUUUAAGGUUUUGUUUAAGGUGAUGUCGGAUCAUACAUACAAUGAUCCAAUUAAAAAAAAACAAAAAAACAAUACAUGUAGAAACAAAGAAAAAGUUGGAAGAAACAUGAAGGGAAGAAUAAGCAAGGGACCUCAGGGGCGGGUAUUAAAAUAUUAUUUAAUCAAUGUAUGACUCCACUGCUUCAUAAAAGUAUUGUAAGGUUUGAGAGGCAAGAAAGUAUUUUCACAGGAAGUUUGUUAGGCAUACGAAGUAGCCCCGAGCAGAACUGGUAGAGGGCAGAAUCAAUUUGAGAUUGCUGGCAAUGUUCAACAAACUGUUCUGAUAAUUGUACAAAUACCACAAGAUAGUUAUGUGACGCUAUCAGGUGUGUGGGGCAAGAUAAAUUACAUUUUUAUUUUUUUACAAGUAGUUUAUUUAGGUCUCCAUAUAUUGUGACCAAGCUGUAGGAGGAACCAUAUAUUUAGAACUAAAUAAUCACAUAGACCAUAGUUGUAGUGAUUUUUUUUUAUUUUGCAACUACCAAUUUGAACCUCUUCAUGACCAAUGACCUGUCAGGCCAGUCAGUCACAAAAAGUCCAUCUAUUCAAUUCCAUGUCAUUUGUUUGUACCUGAUCAUUUUUUUUUUUAAUCUCACUUUAACACUAUUGAGCUCCAGUUUUCGUACACUUCUAUACUGCUUUUUAUUCAGUUUCUGGCACAAUCUAAUUAAUGUACAUGUUGUCUGUUUGACCCUUGUGCUGUCCCCCUAUCGCCCCAUACUUUGUUUUUCUUAUCCCCUCUUUUCCUGUUUUUCUCAGGUGCGCCUCUUGCGGUUGAUGAGAAUCCUAGGACAGAAUGAUGAGAGUAUCUGCGAUGCUAUGGGUGACCUGCUGGCCCAGGUGAAACAAGAGUGAGAGCAUGAUUGGAGAGAGUGCUAUUGAGGUCAUGUAUUGUGUACAGUAUAGGGGAAUUAGGCAACUAUUUGUGCAUUAAAAUUAUGUUUUUGUCUCUCAGGUCUCCACCUGCACUGAAACACAGUCUAAUGCUGGGAAUGCUGUAUUGUAUGAGACCGUUUUGACUAUUGUGGACACCAAAUCUGCAAGUGGUCUGCGUGUGAGUACAAAGGAGCUGAGGACUAGAAAGCGAGAGGACAUUCACUAGCUUAGUCACUGUCAUUAAACCAUUUUAUACUGACUCGUGAUGUUUAAUCUCUCUCAUAGGAGAUUACAUACAUUAAACUUCGACUAGAGCAUAUUCUUCAAAUCAGUAUUGCGUUGCUAAUUAUCAUUGAUCAUCCCACUGGAUAUUUUCACUCCAAACAAAACACAUUCCUAAUUCAUGUCUGGGUAGAUAAAUCUCACACAUGUCCAGGCCUGAAAUAUCUAUCUUGCAUUAAAAAAUUAAUCAAAAUGUCCAAGCUCUUGGUAAUACUUAAUUACUUCACUAUAAGUGAGCACUCUACAAACCUGUUGACAGAGCCAAGUAUGCAUAUGUGUAAAUGUCAUUAGACUUGCCUAUGUUUCCUUUGAGUGAUUUCAGAAAGCCCCUGUAUGUUAGAGAAUGUGCAACAAGAGUAAGCGAUAGAAAGUGAAUUUAAAAAAAUACAUAAGGGGAAUGUUUAAAUAAUGUUAAAACAUUCACAGUGUCUUUUAAGCAUUGACCCAAAUGAGUUAAAUUUUCUAUCUCUGUAAUAAUGCACACCUAGCAUUUUCUGAUCAACAACUUUCUUUUUGUUCAUCUCCCAGGUACUUGCUGUUAACAUCCUUGGACGGUUUCUCUUAAGUAACGAUAAAAACAUCAGGUAAAAACACUUUAAACCUGUAAUUUUCCAUUCAUGUAUUUUCCAAUUUGCUGUAAAAGUUGUAUGAGUUCAUCUCAUUUGUAGGACUCAGACAGUUGUCUCUGUCUCCUAGAUACGUUGCGCUCACGUCUCUCCAGCGAUUGGUCCAGACAGACAAUGCAGCAGUGCAGAGACAUCGAGCAACCAUUGUGGAAUGUCUCAGACAGACUGACACAUCUGUGAACAGGUGAAGAUACCCAGCUGUUAUGUAUUUUGCUAGCUUGAUUGAACUGUGCCAAUGACCACUGUGCUAUGCAUGCUCCAUAGGUUUUCUAGGAUGGAAACUUUACUACAGGUUUCUUUGCUUCUCUUAGGAAGGCGCUUGAGUUAUGCUUCGCACUAGUGAAUGAAGCCAACAUCCGUGUUAUGAUGAAGGAACUCCAAAGGUUUCUGCAGACAUGUCAGCCAGAGCUGAGAGAACAAUGUGCCUCUGGAAUAUUCCUGAGUGCUGAGAGGUGAGGACUAGUAGAUUUGUCUGAGCACAGAUACAUGGGACUUGUAAUGCAAUGUUUACAUUUUUCCUUGUGUCUCGCCAUCACAAGAUAACUUUAUUUGUUACGACAAAAAACACAACAGAAGAUGUUCAAGAGAAUACUGGGUAUUCUUGUAGUUGGUUGAGCCCUGAAUGGUUUUAAAAUAUUAAUUAACACGUUGAAAAUUUUAAAUGAAUCCUAAAAGGUGUCACAAUUGAACCGGUUACAGUCCUUUUCAGUGGUUGCGCAAUGUUCUUCUGCGUCCAGUGGACCACAGUAGAGCUGAAACUUUCCAACUGCACAGCGUACUGCAAUUCCUAUGUGUUUUUGAGAUGCUUUGAAAUACUACCUAGCUUUCUACAUUAUUUUUCAUGUUUGUUGUACCCAUUUAGUAGCAAUAAGUUUCCAUAAAUACAGGGUUAACAUUUCUGUGUGCGGGGACACAAGUUGAAGAUUAGACAUUGAACUACGAUAUCUGUACACAGGGUAAGGCUCUGAGAAUGCAGUGACAUGGAGGUAAGAGGCCACUGAACAGUAAAGCAGACUUAAAAUGUGAGUGAGCAGUGAGGCAGGGUUAAGAUGUUGGUACUGAAGCACACUUAAGUGGACACUCCAUGCACCAAUACAACUUUAAUAGGAUUUGGCCUGAUUAAUAUUGUAGGGAUAAUUGUAAGACAAAAUAAUAUAUCAAUCACAUUUUUUAAUGACUUUAUGUGAAAACAAUGUAUUCCUGAGGGUAAUCGCACAGUGUCCGCCAUGAUGUGAGGUACAACAAUGUAGUGCUGGUGCUUUGUUUGCAGAGUACAAUAAUGACCAGCAAAAGCUCUUGGUGUACAAUGAUAAAGUGAUUAACACACUGUGUAUACAAUGAUGUUAAGUAAACAAUUUGUGAGCAAAAGUACAGUGUGCAAUGCUAGGGAGUUAAAUCACUUGGGUGUACAAUGAUGGUGAGUUACAGUAUUAGGUGUACAGUAACCGUGAGCAAUAGCAAUGUUGGUGAGUUACUACACUGUGAGUACAAUUACUAUGAAUGAAAGCACUGGAUGUACUAUGAUGUUAAGUUAAAGCACUGGAUGUACAAUGAUAGUAAGUUAAAGCACUGGAUUUACAAUGAUAUUAAGUUAAAGCACUGGACGUACAAUGAUAGUGAGUUAAAGCACUGGAUGUACAAUAACCAUGAGUUAAAGCACUUGAUGUUCAAUAAUAGUAAGUUAAAGCACUGGAUUUACAAUGAUAGUAAGUUAAAGCACUGGAUUUACAAUGAUAGUAAGUUAAAGCACUGGAUUUACAAUGAUAGUAAGUUAAAGCACUGGACGUACAAUGAUAGUGAGUUAAAGCACUGGAUGUACAAUAACCAUGAGUUAAAGCACUUGAUGUUCAAUAAUAGUAAGUUAAAGCACUGGAUUUACAAUGAUAGUAAGUUAAAGCACUGGAUGUACAAUAACCAUGAGUUAAAGCACUUGAUGUUCAAUAAUAGUAAGUUAAAGCACUUGAUGUUCAAUAAUAGUAAGUUAAAGCACUGGAUUUACAAUGAUAGUAAGUUAAAGCACUGGAUGUACAAUAAUAGUAAGUUAAAGCACUGGAUGUACACUGGAUGUACAAUGAUAGUAAGUUAAAGCACUGGAUUUACAAUGAUAGUAAGUUAAAGCACUGGAUUUACAAUGAUAGUAAGUUAAAGCACUGGAUUUACAAUGAUAGUAAGUUAAAGCACUGGAUUUACAAUGAUAGUAAGUUAAAGCACUGGAUUUACAAUGAUAGUAAGUUAAAGCACUGGAUUUACAAUGAUAGUGAGUAAAAGCACUGGAUGUACAAUAAUAGUAAGUUAAAGCACUGGAUUUCCGACAAUGAGUAAAAGCACUGGAUGUACAAUGAUAGUAAAUAAAAAUACUGAAUAGUAGUGAGUAAAAUCAAUGGUUAGACAAAGAUAAUGAGUAAACGCCCUGGGGGUCCAAUGAGCAUGACCAAAAGCACUAGUUGCAUGAUAAUGGUGAGUAAUGGCACUGACUGUAUAAUGGUAGCAAGGUAAUACUUCUGAUAGACUAACAGUAAUGCUGUUUAAGAGCACUGCGUGUGCAGUGAUGCACAGUGUUUGCAAUCAGGGGCGUACAAUAAUGUGAUGUCUCUCCACCCUCUUUUAGGUUCUCCCCCUCCAAACGUUGGCACAUAGAUACUAUAAUGGAGACACUGAUCACAGUGAGUACUUCACGUUGUGUUAUUGGCUGUGAAAUCACAGUGACACCUAGUGUUUGCUAUAUGUAAUGCAGCUCAUUCUAAAUGGCUGCAUGUGGGAGAGAUAAAAGCACAAGCUACAUGAAGCUUGAUGUGACCGACAAUGGCUGCAUUGUACAUAGACAGCCAACUGCAUAGUAACAUGACCAUAUUUGUAAAUUAAACAUUAGUUCUUAUGAACACACAGAUGUGAUUAAGAAAAAUAGAAAGAGCAAGCUAAAAAAAAAAGAGAGAUUUUUUUUAAAACAAACAAAAAAUGUUAAUGUAAUGAUUUCUAAUCUGUGCACCAGGUGUAUUUUUUUUUUUUUUUUUUUUUAAAUGUGCAGGUUAGUGCUAAAAAAUAACCUUUACUGGUAUGUGUUGCAGUAGAUGUUCUCUUCAAGCUUCCCUUGCAGCUGAUCAGAGAGAAACUUGCACUCAACGCAUACUGUUCCAUUAUUGGUGCAAUGUGCAAUGUGCAAGCUGCUAGCAGAUCACGUGAAAUCUGGCAAUUUAUACACAGAAUAGUGGCAAUACCUGCUAAUGCAUGUCAGUUUACUGAAGGAACCCACUAAUAUAUACAUACUCAACAGCAAUGUGACAUGUUCUGCAUCCUUUCUAAAACUAACAUUUUACUUCAUGUAUUUUGGGUGUAAUAAUAUGUGUGCCUUCCACUUGUGUGGGGCACGCUGUCUGGUAUAGUUUUGAUGCAAACAUUUAGGCAUAUAGACUCCCUAAAUACUAAAUAAAUAUUAGUUUUUUAACACCUUCCAAUACUAUGGUAAUCCAACAUCAAAGGUUAAGCUCUGAUUUGGUUUCUAAUUAUUAAGUAUUUAGAUUUGCAAGUACUUGAGCCAUGUAAAUAACAUGCCGUUUAGGAGGUUGAUUUUCUUGCAUGCAUUAUAUGUGCCAAAACCAUAUUGUGAAAUGUUGCAUUUUUAUUUUAUUUUUUUAUUAGCCUUAAAACUGAUCAUUGUGAAGAUUCAUGACCCUGCUUUCCCUGAUUAAUUAUGGUUUCACUCUAUUAUCUUCUUUUUUUUGUCAGGCUGGGGAGAGCGUUCGUGAUGAUGCUGUAUCACACCUAAUUCACCUGAUCAGAGGAGCCUCUGAGCUGCAUGCAUACAUCGUGCAAAAGCUUUACAAAGCUGUGAGGGAAGACAUUGGGCAGGUGAGAUCCCCGAGCUGAGAGGCACACAAAGACUAAAUGACAGCGGGGAGAGAAAAGAAGGAGGUGCGGAAAGAAAUCUGGGGGAGUGAUACAGAGAUAUGGAAGCUGAGCUUAGGAGAACACUGGAUAGGGAAAGCAAGGCGAAGUAGGGAGAAUCCUUAGCGGGAGAUCUGAUCUAGAAUUAUGGUGUUGCCAUGUGUUUUGAGUGACAAGCUCAUUAACGUAAUGUGUCAGGGUCACAAUCAGGGUCAGCAGUCUCAUCCAGUCUUAUUUGCACUUUGCAGCAGCCAUUGGUUCAAGUGGCCUCCUGGUGCAUUGGGGAAUAUGGUGAAUUACUGCUGCUUGGAUCCUGUGAGGAGGAAGAGCCUUUACAGGUAAGAUGUGGUUCAAAGCAUAAAAUAUACCAUUACAGCACAAUUACAGUAUGCACAAUCUUUUAUCAUGCCAUUGUUAAUAAGCAGAAGGGAUCAAAGAUCUGCAGGUCUGCAUAUAAAUUACAGUGACAAUACCAUUGAGUGCUUGAUGUUGCCAGGUAACGGAAGAUGAGGUUCUAGAUGUCCUGGAAGGAAUACUACAGUCUCACAUCUCCACACCAAGCACACGGGCCUACACGCUGACGGCCAUCAUGAAACUGAGCACCCGCUUCAAACAAAAUGUGGAGUAAGCAGCCAGUCUUGUUUUCCCUUGUGUAUUAAACAGAGUAUGGUGUAGAACUUAUUUUUGGAAGGUUGUUUCAUAAUACACAUGGUUAAUUACUCAAGUGUGAAUCUAAAAGUUUAGGCCACAAUAACUAAAAUGGGAAAAAUUAUCCAACUCAACUAUGUUUUCAGUUCAGCUAUUUUGACAUUAAAAUGUAAAUAAGUGACUAGGUGCACAAAGUAGUUUGCUGUCAACAAACUAAAAAAUGGUCUUCUGAAUAAGACAUUCCUGUGGAUUCUAGUCCUUACAAUAUAGUUCAGUGCGCACAGCCUGCGGUCCUAGGCGAUCUACUGUCUCUGCUUUUUAUCCCUGAACUUACCAUUCAUUGUUCUAGUGAAUCUCAUUCAUCCUCCUACACUGGAAAAAAUGUAACCUUCUGUACAAGCCACAUCAGACAACAACUGUAGGAGCAUUGUUUUAGCUGUGAGCGUAUAAUGGGUCAUUAUUCCGCUUAAUCUUGAUUAAAUGGUCAUUAUUCUAGAUGAGGUUCACUCAUAGAACCUUGUAAAUUAUAGCAAUAACAAAAACUGUUUUUUAUUUGUUACAGUUUAGUAGUUUACAUAUGAAACUAGUGUCAGAAUCUUGAACCAACAAAAAGUUAUUUCACACCAAUCCGUAUGAGACGGCUGAAUCCAAGCCCAACUGGGAGAGCAACAGAAUAGUUUUAAAUGUAGUUUUCUGAUGCUUUAUGUGUUGCCAUUUGUAUUGCAUUGUGUAUUUGUUCUCAUCAUUCCCUUCUUUCUCUCAGCCGUAUACGCCGUGUGGUUUCUAUAUACGGCAGCUGUCAUGACGUGGAGUUACAGCAGAGAGCAGUGGAGUACAAUGCUCUGUUCAAGAAAUACGACCACAUGAGGUAUGCAUCUGGAGAUAAUAAUUGUGCAGUGCUGUGUAAUAUGUUAGAGAUGCGAACAUUAAUAAGAAUGAUAAUUGGGGAAAUGGAAGCUCCAUUAUAUUAUGUAAAAAUAGGUGACAUAUAGAUGAAGUAUGAUGGGCUGUAGAUUAAGGUUGACUAGACAUCCCUUUUAAUUCUGAAAACUGAUGGGAAGUGCAUACAGUGGGCCAGGAUUAGAAUAAUUGCUUCCAUGAAGCAUGACUAUUAAACCAUAGUUAAAUGGAACUGUCAUAUCCUACAACUCUGAAUAUUAUGUUUACUUAUCUAGUCUAUAGAUCUCCCAUAAUAUGUAUUUGAGGUGUGAAAAAUAAAACAAAAUUUAGAAUUCCAAGCCUUUUUAUCUGCAGUUGGCGCCCUGUCAGUCAUUAUUAUAAGCUUUGUUCUUGGUACCUGGCAUUCAGCACACAGAGAGGAGAAAUAGAAACGGUGCUUCAGUUUCUCCUCCUCCAAUGCAUGUAUGCUCUGGCUGUGCCUGGACUGAACUAAAUUGUGACGUCAAUUGCUAAAUCAUUAAAGGAACACACCAGGCACCAUAACAACCCCAUCGAAAUUAAGUUAUUUUGCUGCAACAAGAUCUUUGGGCACCAGCAUACUGCAAAGGGGUUAAACUGUUAAUGAACGGUUUACCAGAAAAAUAGGGAUAAAGUCACAACAGACACUACUCACAAAUUCAAGCCGCGAUCAAUAGAUAAGGUGUUCACUGCUGAGUAUCUGAUUGCGCGUAGUUCAGAUAUCUUAAAUCUGCAUCCGUGGUUGCAGGUAGUGUACCAAACUUAUAUGCUGAACUCAUGAGAACACACGGAUCUGAAGCCUCCAGUUUGAUACAAAAUGAAUCUCAAAUAGAAAAACCACACAUAUGCAAACCAUCCUGACCUCUUAGACCAAUCAAUGGCUUCCAGUUCAAGGCUUCCUGAUUCAAAUUACGGACUGCAAAGGAAGUAGCUGGGCGCCAGAUUCAAGAUUUUGGGGUUAAACCAUUUAUUAAUGGGGUUUUUUAACCUCUUGAAGUAAGCCUGCACCUGGAGAUCUUGUCAAAUCAUAACAACUUCAUUCCGAUUAAGUGUUUAUGGUGCCAAGAGUGUCCCUUUAAUAUCAUUUUAAAUGAAAAUGAUAAACGUUAACACAAAUAAUAGGUGAUUUCAGAUGUUUUAGUCAAUCAUGUAAUAGAUUGCUUUUAAACAGGAGGGGCUUUAUUUUAGAGAGGUGGUAAAUGGGAUAUAUGUUUGGAAAUCAUCACAAUGGAGUUUUCGAGCCUCCAAUUGGGUAGCUACAUUUAGACUCCGUCUUUGUCUGUGAUUGUAAAUGCAUGUGCUCUGCCCACCCCCACCCUGCUGAAUCUCGGCUGCCCAAAAUAAUUAUCCUUUGUGACCUCCCUGGAAAAUACGGCUGCCAGCAGCCCAGGGGGUCCUAGGAUUUCACAUGGGACAAAAUUAUCCUUCGCACAAUUAACCAGGAUAAUUAGCAAGCAGCAUCAUUGAUGUAAAUUCACCCAUCAGUCAGCAGCAUUAAAAAAAAAAAAAGACAGGGGAGAAGCUACAUACUUAAAUCUCUUACUUCACCAUGUGCUGGAUGUGUGAUAUUAUGUGAUGCAUAAUGUGAUAGGUCAGUUGAAAAUAAUAAUUACAUCUCCCUUUGCUAGCCUUUAAUAGAUUGAAAAACAUCAAUAUGAAGAUGCUUGGGAACUUUGAAAAUAAGUUCACCCUAAGGCCCUUUUUAAUUCUUAGAGCAGUCUGUCAAACAGAACUGCCAAGACCAGUAACUGCUAUCACAAACCCAAAGAGUCUGAUAACCACAUUGUAGUCAUUCAAUGGCAGUGCUUUUGAUGCACACCUUAUUGAGUACAUCACUAUCUGCAGUGUAUCACUCUUCCUGUACAUUUCUACCCACACCCGAUUACUGUAUCACAGACACAAUACAUAUACACUCAUUGGGAUUCCAUUAGAUAAAAUACUUCUUAUAUCCAUGUAUUAAACAAAAUUGCUUUUAACUUACAUCUUUGAGAAAUCAAAAUAGUUGUAAUACACCUAGAGACGUACAGCUCAAAGCAAAGCUAAUAAAUUAUAUACAGUGACAGCAGCACUCCUGCAGCAACGAGAACAUUUGUGUUUUGUUUAAAAAAAAAAGUCUAUCGUUUGUUUUUUUUUUGUUUUUUAACAAAACACAUACAUCCUUUAUUGCUGCCAGUAAACAUACAAGGAUUUGUAUACUAAAUCAAAGUCUGCAUUUGCCAGUGUAGACCGCUGGAACAUCUUCUCUAUCAGUCCACUCCUCUCUUUUAAUAGCUGUUCUAUUUUGCUUUCUAUAUAAGCGUUCACUGUCCAAUAAAGCUCCCUCCCCCCCCUUCUUCAUGUCAGUUCACCCAUGCUCCCUCCCUCUCUCAGUUCCCAUUUAUUGGGCUAAUUUCUAGCUAUUCUUUCUAUGUUAGUCCUCUCUAUUCACCUUCCAUGCUAGUCCUUCACCUUCAGUCUCCUCUGCCGUCACUCCGAAUCAUUACAUCUCUAUUACUUCCCACUGCUUCAUAUUAAAUACUUUCAAUCAACAUCUACCAUCCCCAUUCUCUCUGCACUGCCUUCCCAGUACACAUUCCUUCCCCAUUGGUGUUCUCCCUAUCUUCCUGCAAGUAUUUCUUGCCCAGCUGAUUAGUAGUAUAUAGCAUAGUGUGCUUUUAACAUUAAACAUUUACUCUGACCUCCAAAACACAUGACAAACUUAUAGAGAAUAUGUUACGUGUCUCCUCAAAAAAAGUUCAAAUGGUGUCGAGAGCACAAUAAGUACUCUUACAUUUUUUACUUCUGUGCUUUUUGAUAAUAUGGAUCAUUCACCAUGCUGGCAAUAUUCUUCCAAAUUGCAAAAUUCAGAGACAAUUCUCAGGUUUCCUCGAAUGUGCAAGACUAAGCUCACAUACAUCAGUUCAGAUCAGUGUGAUUCCGCAUGUAGUUUUUUAUUUGGUUUUACAUAGAAACAUAGAAUGUGACGGCAGAUAAGAACCAUUCGGCCCAUCUAGUCUGCCCAAUUUUCUAAAUACUUUCAUUAGUCCCUAGUCUUAUCUUAUAGUUAGGAUAGCCUUAUGCCUAUCCCACGCAUGCUUAAACUCCUUUACUGUGUUAACCUCUACCACUUCAGCUGGAAGGCUAUUCCAUGCAUCCACUACCCUCUCAGUAAAGUAAUACUUCCUGAUAUUAUUUUUAAACCUUUGUCCCUCUAAUUUAAGACUAUGUCCUCUUGUUGUGGUAGUUUUUCUUCUUUUAAAUAUAGUCUCCUCCUUUACUGUGUUGAUUCCCUUUAUAUAUUUAAAUGUUUCUAUCAUAUCCCCCCUGUCUCGUCUUUCCUCCAAGCUAUACAUGUUAAGAUCCUUUAACCUUUCCUGGUAAGUUUUAUCCCGCAAUCCAUGAACCAGUUUAGUAGCCCUUCUCUGAACCCUCUCUAAGGUAUCAAUAUCCUUCUGAAGAUACGGUCUCCAGUACUGUGUACAAUACUCCAAGUGAGGUCUCACCAGUGUUCUGUACAAUGGCAUGAGCACUUCCCUCUUUCUACUGCUAAUACCUCUCCCUAUACAACCAAGCAUUCUGCUAGCAUUUCCUGCUGCUCUAUUACAUUGUCUGGCUACCUUUAAGUCAUCAGAAAUAAUCACCCCUAAAUCCCUUUCCUCAGAUGUUGAGGUUAGGACUCUAUCAAAUAUUCUGUACUCUGCCCUUGGGUUUUUACGUCCAAGAUGCAUUAUCUUGCACUUAUCCACAUUAAAUGUCAGUUGCCACGACUCUGACCAUUUUGCUAGUUUACCAUAAUCAUUUGACAUUUGGCUUAUCCCUCCUGGAACAUCAACCCUGUUACAUAUCUUAGUAUAAUCAGCAAAAAGACAUACCUUACCAUCAAGACCUUCUGCAAUAUUAAAGAGAAUGGGUCCAAGUACAGAUCCCUGAGGUACCCCACUGGUGACAAGUCCAAGCUUUGAAUAUUCUACAUUGACUACAACCCUCUGUUGUCUGUCACUCAGCCACUGCCUUACCCAUUCAACAAUAUUGGAAUCCAAACUUAAAGAUUGCAGUUUAUUGAUAAGCCUUCUAUGUGCAACAGUGUCAAAAGCCGUACUGAAAUCUAGGUAAGCAAUGUCUACUGCACCACCCUGAUCUAUUAUUUUAGUUACCCAAUCAAAAAAAUCAAUAAGAUUAGUUUGGCAUGAUCUCCCUGAAGUAAACCCAUGUUGUCUCUGAUCUUGAAAUCCAUGUGUUUUUAGAUGUUCAUCAAUCCUAUCCCAACCCUCAUACCUCAGAGAAAAUUGACAAAUGCUUCCAUUAGGAUUUGAAGGGUCUGUGUCUCUUUUAACGUUUCCUGUCUUUAUUACUUAUUCAGGGCAGCCAUCUUGGAGAAGAUGCCAGUGGAAGAGAAAUCUGCAGCAGGAGAUAUUCUGGGUGAGGAAAGACGAACACCUGUAGAGAGCUUACCCCAAAGUCAACCCUCCUCAGUGCAGACAUUAAGCCAGGUGAGAGGAUAUGGAAGUUAGAGAGUGAGUGGGUUUUAUAAGUGAGGUGCUGACCGUAUUAACUUGCAGGUCACAGAUCUCUUGGGGCUGCUUGAAGAGAGCCCUGUGAAUGUAAUUACACCAGUUCCUGCUGCUGACCUGAAUGUUACCCAGAAUCUUCCUAAUGGUGGCAGCCUCUUGGACCUGUUGGAUGAAACCCCAGUUCCAGGUAUGAAGAGAAUUUCUAUCUGCACAACAUAUCCAAUAAUAGAACUCAUACAUAUUACUGCAGGGGUAUAAGAAAUCAGGGGUCAGAGGUCAGCAUCAGUUGUUUUAGCAGAAACGUGUAGAGGGAUGGAGCUACACUGAAGUCAUUAUUUUCUUAAUAAAGCAAUAACAAACCCUGUAGUACUUUACAAUGGGUUCCUAGUUGAGAACCUGUAUUAUUACAUGCCUGCCAAGCACACAUCAGUUGUCAGCAACAGCACACAGCAGACUCAGAAAUGCCCCUGUGAACAUUUCUAGGCCAGACAAAUUACUCUUCUUGAACCCUAAUUCAGCAUCACACUUUUCCACAAUUUAUAUAGAGCAGUAACAUAUUCCCUAAAAAUUGGUUUAUUGGUUUGUAUUGCUCUGCAGUUGAAAUCGGAAAAUAAUCAGCUUUGUGUUGUUAUUAUUCAUAGACUUGGCAACAAUAAAGCAACACGAUUUUGACACAAGGGUUCAUAGUUCCGGAAUACCAUAUUACAUACUUGGAUACUCACAUAUUCACUCUGUCUUGCAGCAUUACCUCCCUUGGUUGUGUAUAAUAAUCAUGGGCUUAAUGUAGAGUUCUCUUUUCUACGUCCGCCCACUAAUCCUGCACUUCUAGUCAUCACUUCCUGCGCCACUAAUUCUUCUGACAGUGACAUGACUGACUUCCAGAUGCAGGCUGCUGUACCCAAGGUCAGUAUAAUUGGUAUAUUACCUAAUCCGAGACACUGGUGAACCUAAAUUCUUUAAGCUUUUUAGUUUCUAUCCUUAAAAAUGGUGCUACCCCUACCUAUUAUUGGUGAUACAGCUGUGGGAGCAGUGGCAGGUGAUGUGUGUUGCAGCUGCCUGUCACUGAUAUCCGCACAAUAUUCACCAUGGAACCUUAGCCAGAUCUGGAUGUGAUGUGAUACUACUUUAACAUACUUUACGCGGCCACCUGACUCGUGGCUGGUCUGCAAGCAACAAACCACUACUUUAUUUCACUGAACUUCACUUAUGAAAGCAGUGGAUUGGGGAGCGUGUCUUCAAUACAUGGUGUUGACGAUUUAGUGGCACCGUGUUUGACACAACAGGGGGGGAACUGGGCAUAAGGUUAUCUAGUGGGUGAUGCAGGUGUGCUUUUGCAAGUGAAUGGAAACUAGAAGAAAACGUAUUUCUCUAGUUCUCAUUCAUUUUGCCAGUUAAUGAGAUGCCACUUUUGGGCAUGCUUGCAUGUGUUUUCCACAAACCUCUUCUGUGCAUAGAUUUGAGUGACAUGCACAGUUCUCCCAAAUUGCAGUUAUUUGAAAUCCAGAUGACAACAUUGAGGCUAAAAUAUGUGAGCUGACUAGCUGAGUUGGAGAAUAUGUACAGAAUAUGUCUCCUCCCUGAUGCGCAUGAUUGGGUUUUAUGUGUGUAUGGAUCUAGAUAUAUCCUUUGCGACGUGAAUCUGUUUUCUUUUUUACAGAGUGUUCAGCUCCAGCUUCAGGCUCCCAGUGGUUCCAUCGUCAAAGCAUCUGGUAUAGGAGCUGUCACACAGUGUAUCCGGGUCCUAAAUCCUCAAAAAGUAUGCCCUGAUUAAAUGGCAGGAAGAUGAAAUCACAUGCUGAAUGACUUUUCUUUCAUUCAUUUUCUUCAUUUUUUGUUUCCUCUUUCCUCAGGUCCCACUAAAGAUGCGUCUUCGUUUUUCUUUCUCGCAAAGCGGGAAUUCUGCUCAGGAAAUUUGUGAAAUUGGCAAUUUCCCUGUAGGAACCUGGCAAUGAUCUAACCGCAUACUGGAUAAAACUUGGCUGUAACAUGAAGAGAAAGAGUUGCUCCUAUAUGACAAGGAAAUUAACUCUGUGCAAGAAGGGAGAAAAGCAGGGAUUUAAAACAUUGUGUGAGCAGUGAUAUAUUAUUUUUUGUACAAUAUCAAAUCCACAGACUGGAUCACAUUGCCAGCACUAGUGCAGGUGAAAUGAAAGUCACACUCCCAAGUACGUUAUGGGGAUUCAACAUGGCAACAUAAGGGCAGUGUUUUUGAGAAGUCUCAUUGCAGAUGUGGUCAGACUCUGGUUGUGUUAUUUGUUUGUUCAGUGGCUGAAGCAAUCUGUAAUAAAAAAAAUCUUUUCAUAAUGACUUUAUGUUUCUUUCAGGCGAGUGAAGUUAAUGCAAACACACAUAAAUCAAC
Molecule: messenger RNA, 42475 nt
Organism: Pelobates cultripes (western spadefoot toad)
Lineage: Eukaryota; Metazoa; Chordata; Amphibia; Anura; Pelobatidae
Source: the annotation of a GenBank genome assembly